AUGACUUUCUUUGACACGAGUAACGGUGUUUUCCUUCCAGGCGAAUUUGUCGUUAUCCAUUACUCGAACAAAGAACUCCAUUUAGGAAGAAUAAUUCCAAUAGGCAAUAUACCUAAGGAAGCCAUUACGGGUCAACGUUCGUUGGACAAAUUAACAUAUUUUGUCUAUAUACUUCGAACCAAAGAGUCUCUAGCUGUACCUUACUUUAAGAUACAGCAUCUCAGCACUCCGCUACUAAUUCAGUUAUCGCAGAAUCCAGCCACUAAGGAUCUUCUUCGUGACAUUUGUGCUCAUAUUUUCGAUAUUGUUCUUGUUGGCUCUUCUUAUCCACCCAUCACUGCACUCCCCCUUGGCAUGCCUCAUGUCCUCCAUGCCUCUGGUGUUCGCGAAUUUGGCACGGCUGGUAUUCUCAUUAAUUCGACGCCUGCGGCAAUCCAAACAGAAUCUUUUAACUUUCCUGUUGAGGAGGCAUCAGAAAACGAUUCACAAUCUAUUAUUGGCACAGCUAGUGUUAGGAAAGACGUUACUAUUCCAAUGCUUGCUUCCCUUGAGUCUUUGAAGCUCAAGAUACUGACAGAUGCACAGACACAGGACACUCCUGUAUUCCCACCGAUAAUAAAGGGUUAUGAAAGAGCUCUCAUGGCCAUGAAUGCAGAGUACCUCCCUGAUAAUAGAUCUACUGAUACUCCCUGUGACUACUCUCUUCCUGGGGGCCUUGGGAACCGGGGUCUUACCGCAUUAAUAGACGCCCCUUUGCAACAAUUGGUAGGCGAUCAUCAGUAUGUACCAGUGAGCAUGGCUGCUAGUAGGCUCUUUCGCCGCAUGGAUCUCUUUUGGGCAACCAAUUAUCUUUGCUACGACCAUAUAUCUGUAGGGGACGCUGCGAUUUACCAUUAUAUGUCUGAGGCCCAAGGAAGAGAAAGUACUAUAGCGAGUGUUCUUGUCCUUGUACGGAGAAUAUGGGCAAUAGAUGGGCGCAUUUUCCCCUCUGUUUUUCUUGAUGGAGAGCUUCUUGUUCGCUCCGAACAAUUGACAACCUCUUUAAGUGUAUUCUUAACAGGUAUAUUAUUGACCCUCCCUAUCUCAGAUCCCACCGUUUGUAAAGGGGUUCAAAGAGUCCCCCUUACUUUUGUCAUAAAUGCACAUCUUCAGGACGACAAAGUAGCCAAUUUGCACAUACCUUUACAAGGGGGGUUAGAGGAUCUAUUGUAUCCUGAGGUUUGUUGCACGGAAACUUGCAUUCGUACCUGUCACGUGGUUGGAAGAGUUUCAUUGGCGGAAAUUCCUCAAAGUGCACAUCUCUUUCAAUGCUCUCUUACGUGCUCACUGAUUCCAAAUCAAAACAUAAGUCUCAGAGAUCAUUCUGUGACAUUCCAAGACGUUAAGCUUCAGGAUCUGGAAGAAGAACAGGACGAGUCCAAAGAAGAGGCUGUAAUAGAUGGACAACUGUAUUCCUCAAAAUCUACCAUUAGCAGCACUUCUUCUAGUGUAGCUGAUGCCCAUACGGAUGGCAAUCUAGAGCCACAAUUAAAGCGACGCUCUUUUCAUGAAGCCAGUGGGCUCUAUUUGCAAGCACUUGAUCUAGAACAACCGAGCAUAUCAUAUGAGUGCAGCUAUCAUGUUACGUUCUCAACGGCAAAUAUGAUCCGACCGGUAUUGUGCAGCAUAUGUCAACAGGAGCUAGGAGCCUCUGAUCUCUUUAUUGGAGAGCUUUCAGAUGUGUAUACACUCGAUGCUCAGCGGUUUCUUGGGGACAAAGCUUCCGACCAUAACAUGCCUAUUUUUCCAACAAUAGAGAUAGCCUUGCUCCUUAAUGCUAAAGGAAAAAUGUAUCUAUGCCCCCAAUGCUUCAGCCCUUACUGUAAGGCGUGUAAGAUGGAAAUGCUAAACUCACCAUAUGAUCAGAUCCUCUAUCAAACAAACCUUUGGAUUUCUUCUGCUCAUCAAAAGCAAGCUGGGUUUGAGAAUCUAAAUACUCCGUGUUGGAAAUGCGACCUCUCCACAUACGCCUCGGCCGGAAUUUCUGCCGACUUUGGCAAUCCUAUGGUGCAGUUUUAUUUACACAAGCUGAUUGACUUUAUGAAUUAUAAGGCUUCCGAAGUUUUUUUAGAUUCUAAACGGUUAGCAUCGAGUUAUUCAGAUUAUUUUAAGAAGGUACUCACAGAUCUAUCAGUUCCUACAGACCAGGAUCAUACCAUUCAGCUGGCUGCAAGGCAGUUUCUGCAUGAGCUAGAUGCUCUCCGCUCUUCUUGGCACUUUGCUAGUAAUUUAAUUGAGUGGAGAUACUCUCCUCAAUGCACAGAUUCUACAAGAGAUUCUGAUAUCAUUGAAUCCAAUUUAAAGAAGCAGACCAGGUCAUUUACUUCUCUUCUUGAUCUCGUUUCAACCAUCAGAUACUCAUACCCUGAUGAACAGUGUCCCAGUGUGAGUGAAAAAUGUGUACUUAUAUCAAUGGAUCUGCACUUCUCCGUGCCAUCGCCACUAGACUAUAGAAGCUUCUUCGCUAAUCUUCCAACAGCAGGACUAUAUGAGAAUAGUAACCGUCUUCUACUGCCGAUCUUUCCGCGCAUAUGGAGUAGCUCGAACCGGGGGGCAAACUUGUUGUUUUAUGGGGCCCCCUUUUAUUCACGUGUGUACUUAGAAUAUUACCAAGGAAAAGAUCUGGAGGAUAUCAAAAAUCCUCUGCAGGAUACGCCACAAACUUCACUAAGCAAACGGAAACCACGUGGUAAGCCUGCUGGUUCAACAACGCUUGCUGCUGCAUCUUCCGGUAUUCAAAAUACGUCUGGAACAAGUCGUCGACGAGGACUGGCAUCUCUAGGGGGCUCGUUAUCACAAGAUACGUCAAUUAAACUUGAGGAAAGCCCAAAUACUACCCAGCGUGAAGAGACAAAUAGAAAGCCUCAAGCCAGACGUGCCAAGGCAUCCACGCGAGGCUCGCGACAAGUGGCUGAUUCUAAUGCUCUCUUUCAGUCCGAUGUCAACGGAGUCCCAUUGGUUUCACAAGGAAAAGGAGGCGCACAUCAGGUGUCGUCUACGAACUCUAACUCAUUAAGUGGAUCUGUUGGACCAGCUCCUGGAUCACUGCAAAUACUUCCAGGAGGGGGGUUAUCGGCUUUCGGCUCUGGAGCUGUGCAUAGGCAUGCGGCGCAUACCACUUUCCCAGAUACUGUUUCAGCCGUCUUCCCUACUAGUUAUAUUGAUAACUAUCUUAUGCCAAACUUGACCCACGAGGCCUUAUCUUCUUGGAUUGGACAAUCCAUUCGUCCAUUUUGCAUACCGGAGCACGCUAAAGUUAUGUACACAAAUGGAAUUGCUGCCUCUGGCAUUUCUAGUUCAGGUGACAUUCUUACAGGUGCAGAACCAGGAGUAGUCCAUCAGAAGGCAGAAAAGGAUAUCGACUCUGCCAAACUAACUUCUCAAGAAUCAGUUAAUAUCUAUGAAAGCUCUAUCGUUCAUAGGCAGUCCAAUCUUCCCUUUUCUCUUCCAUCAAGUAUGCACAUAACACGGCUAAAGAAUGAGAUCAACGAGAAUUGCUUAUUUUACACCGGAUUUGAUAGAGCACUAAGAUUCCUAAUUGAGGAGUACAGCGAGUCCAACAGCAAUGCAUGGAUGGAUAGCGAUCUGAAGAACCUUCUAGAAGCAUCCAGUCGAUCAGAGAUACCCAUAUCUCGUAACAUGCCAAUCUUACAAAAAUUGAAGGCAAUGCUUUCUUCCAGAACAGAUGAGACACCGGAUGCAGCGACAAUUCUCAAGCAUCUUAUGAAUGACAUUUUACCAGAAUUUCUCGAAACUAGGUAUCAACUAGAAACACAUUACGAUUAUGGCCACACAUCAGAGAGCAUUCGAAUACUUCAGACACUCAAUUCCCUUGUCAACGUCUCUUCAUUUGCGUCUAUUUCCAGUUGUGAAGAUGGAAGGUUGUUUUCAGAAAUAAAGCAGGAGCGUGAUGAGCAGGCACGUGACGAACGAGAUGAAGCAAAAGAAGUGCUCUCUCUUAUAGACAAAGAACGGGCCAAAAAGCUCACAACUCAACAGACCAUGCUUGCCGUUGACGAGCUCACAUCCAGUCCGCCGCGGUAUAAUCUUAAGCCACCCCCAGAAUAUGCUACUCUACCACCUAAGUCAGAUUAUCUAAUGAUAGACGAUGAGAUAGCCGCGCUGUCUGGCAAGUCUGUCACCAAGAAAACCGCUCAGCAGUCAGAAAUCCUCGAUUCUUUAGUGCAAAAGAUAUCAUGCCUUGACUUUCUCCUUCGUUCUGCCCAGCAGCGCGAUAAUAUGCCCACUGAGACAGCAAAUAGUAGACCCUCUGCAUCCAUUAUUUCAAUGGAGGAGAACGCCAAUCAGACUUUUCCUCGCUCCGCUACCAUGCGCCAUCUUAUUUUGGAGAAGCGCGAAGCCGAGUUGCGCAGUUAUCUGGAAACCCUCGGCACUGCGGAGGCACGUACCCGGAAGUCCAUGGAGGAGUUACUCACCAGCAUUGACGCAGUGAGGCGUGGCAUGAUAGAGCUCCGACGUAAGCAGGCAAUGCUCGUUGAUGAACUCAUAGACUUUGUGAAAGAGAAGUACAGAUUGGAUCACACAAUUGCUGAAGUUGUAGGAGUGGUUGGAGACAUUGCUGUCGCCUUGAGCACUAUAAGGAUACCCGUCACGGAUAGACAACUCCCAUCUGACGUACAAUGUUUGAAGCAGCUGAAGCAGUAUCUCUUUGAACAUCUGUGUAAACUAUUAUGA
This is a messenger RNA of Giardia duodenalis, 4734 nucleotides long. RefSeq lists its product as uncharacterized. The record is from RefSeq and is a predicted model, not a curated record. The transcript is spliced from 2 exons. Lineage: Eukaryota; Fornicata; Diplomonadida; Hexamitidae. Bases 1 to 4734 code for a protein of 1577 amino acids.